This is a messenger RNA of Arabidopsis lyrata subsp. lyrata, 2031 nucleotides long. RefSeq names its product external alternative NAD(P)H-ubiquinone oxidoreductase B4, mitochondrial. The transcript has 6 exons. Bases 145 to 1890 code for a protein of 581 amino acids. Gene Ontology annotation, molecular function: NADH dehydrogenase activity; calcium ion binding. The record is from RefSeq and is a predicted model, not a curated record. Lineage: Eukaryota; Viridiplantae; Streptophyta; Magnoliopsida; Brassicales; Brassicaceae.
UUCUCUCUCACGUACCCUAAAGUAGCUUUGAUAGUUUCCAUUUUGCAUAUUCUCUCACAUUCGCAGCCUCUCUUCCAAAUUCUCUAAUAAAGCUCUCAGCUUUCUUUUGGAUCUGAGGUUUGAGAAAUUUGCCGAAUCAUCAUCAUGAGCUUCCAUAGCUUUUACCAGAGAGCUUUUAGCUUGUUCAAGGCUUACCCUUCUGCUUCCAAGCUUCUUGUUUUCAGCUCUUUCAGUGGUGGUGGUGUACUGGUGUAUUCAGACUCGAAUCCAUUGAAACGUGUAUUACACGCAGACGCUACUCUUGACUCAGAUGGUCAACCAAUAAGGAAGAAGAAGGUGGUCGUUCUUGGCAGUGGGUGGAGUGGCUACAGCUUCUUGAAUUACUUGAACAACCCUAACUAUGAUGUUCAAGUUGUCUCUCCUCGUAACUUUUUCCUAUUCACUCCUCUCUUGCCAAGUGUUACCAAUGGUACUGUCGAAGCCCGUAGCAUUGUUGAACCCAUUCGUGGUCUUAUGCGCAAGAAAGGAUUUGAGUACAAAGAAGCAGAGUGUGUGAAGAUUGAUCCAUCGAACAAGAAACUCCACUGCCGGUCCAAGGAAGGGUCAAGUCUUAAGGGCACAACAGAGUUUGACAUGGAUUAUGACAUUCUAGUCAUAGCUGUUGGAGCUAAGCCUAACACAUUCAACACCCCUGGAGUUGAGGAACAUGCCUAUUUCCUUAAAGAAGCAGAGGAUGCUCUAAACAUCCGUCAUUCGGUCAUCGACUGUUUCGAGAGAGCCUCUCUUCCUAAUCUAACUGAAGAAGAGAGGAAAAAGAUUCUGCAUUUCGUUGUGGUUGGUGGAGGACCAACUGGGGUCGAGUUCUCAGCAGAGCUUCAUGAUUUCUUAGUCCAGGAUGUGGCUAAGAUAUACCCAAAGGUCCAAGAGUUCACAAGAAUCACUCUUCUCGAAGCAGGCGACCACAUCCUCAACAUGUUUGACAAGAGAAUCACUGCUUUUGCUGAGGAAAAGUUCCAGAGAGACGGUAUAGAUCUGAAGACAGGUUCAAUGGUUGUGGGAGUGACUGCUGAUGAGAUAUCCACAAAGGAAAGAGAAACUGGCAAAAUUGUCUCUGAACCUUAUGGUAUGGUUGUGUGGUCAACAGGAAUUGGUUCACGUCCUGUCAUCAGAGACUUUAUGCAGCAGAUUGGUCAGGGGCAGAGACGUGUCUUGGCUACUGACGAAUGGCUUAGAGUGGAGGGAUGUGAGGAUGUUUAUGCUUUAGGUGACACUGCAACGAUCAACCAACGCAGAGUCAUGGAAGAUAUAGCUGCGAUUUUCAGCAAAGCAGACAAGGGAAACACAGGAACUUUAAACAAGAAAGAUUUCAAUGGUGUGGUUAAAGACAUUUGCCAGAGGUACCCUCAGGUGGAGCUCUACUUAAAGAAGAAUAAGCUGAAGAACAUUGCACACUUGCUCAAGAGUGCAAAUGGUGAGGACACACAAGUAAACAUCGAGAAUUUUAAGCAAGCUCUCUCUGAGGUUGAUUCACAGAUGAAGAACCUUCCAGCAACUGCACAGGUUGCAUCGCAACAAGGGAAGUACCUCGCAAAGUGCUUCAACAAAAUGGAGAAAUGUGAGAGGAAGCCAGAGGGACCAUUGAGGUUUAGAGGAGAGGGUCGACAUCGGUUCCAACCAUUCAGGUACAGACAUUUUGGAUCGUUUGCUCCGCUGGGAGGGGAACAGACAGCAGCAGAACUGCCAGGAGAUUGGGUCUCCAUUGGACACAGCAGCCAGUGGCUCUGGUACUCUGUCUACGCCAGCAAACUGGUAAGCUGGCGCACAAGGAUGCUCGUCAUCUCUGAUUGGACUCGACGCUUUGUCUUUGGCCGUGACUCUAGCAGCAUCUAAGCCAUUUUUGUUCUCUUUUUCUACGGUUUGCUUUAAUUUUGCCUGCUCGUUUGUUGUCUUUUUUGGAGCUGAUGAUGAUGAUGAUGAUACAUUGUCAUUCUUGUCUUUUAUCAACGGAAAAUCACCGAAAAAUCACCGGAA